UUGGUGUCAUGCCCCUGCUAAUUUCGCAAUUUCUAGGCAUUUAUCGGUGAAAAUUGAUGGAAACAUCGAAGAUAGUUUCCACAAGCCCUGUGGAUUGUUCACGUAAUGACGACCGACUAGCCGUUUGAUAAAGUAAAAGGCGUGACGGCAACACUAUGUAUAUCCAUGACGUAAUGGCUUGAAAUACGUGAGCCACUGGAGCGGUGGAGCGACCAUUUUGAAUUCCAACGCGUCCGAACGUUAGAGUAAAAAGUAGUGCGGUGUUUUUUGCAAAAUUUUCGGCUAAUUGCGGGUUGAUUUGGGUUUUUCUGACUAAAAUUCUUUCAACGAGCAUCACGCAGUUGUUGGGGCGGAGGGCAAAUUAUCGGAAAGUUCGUGAGUGAUUAAUUGAAAAACGCAAUUAAAGGCGGAAAAGCAGGUUAUGUUGUUGGUGCCAGAAGUUUGGCAGUUGUCGUGUCGAUCAGUCUUCGUUAGUGUUGUUUAUAUGGUGUGUGGCCCAUCCCAGCUCGUCUGUGUAUGUGUGUGCCGUGUCCAUAAUCAAUUCCCCAGUUAACUCAUUACAUGGAUUACUUCUUCUGUUGAUAAGAACAUUAGGCGACCAUGCCCGAAGAGAAGAAAAUGACUAUUGAUAGUGAAGCUUCGCCAGCUAAAAAGGACGUUAAAAGCGGCAAAAAUGGUCUAUUCGAGUGGACCGAAAUCACCAUGCUUGAUGGGUCAGUUCUGACUUUGAAUAUCGAUAGAAAAGCGAAAGGCAGAGACCUGCUGGAUAAAGUAUGCGAGGCGAUCAACCUGAUCGAAAAAGACUACUUUGGCUUGGUAUACGCCGACCGGUACGACCCAAGAAAUUGGCUAGAACUGGACAAGAGAAUAGCCAAGUUCAUGAAAAAUGAACCUUGGAAGUUCAGUUUCGAAGUGAAAUUCUAUCCGCCCGAUCCUGCUCAGCUACAGGAAGACAUAACUAGAUACCAACUUUGCCUCCAAAUCCGUAACGACAUUCUCAAUUCGCGGUUGCCUUGCUCCUUCGUGACGCACGCUCUAUUGGGCUCUUAUUUGGCCCAAUCGGAGCUGGGCGACUAUGAUCCAGAAACGAUGCCCCGCAACUAUCUCAAAGACUUCAAGAUUGCGCCCAGUCAGAACCAAGACCUGGAGGAUAAAGUCUGCGAAUUGCACAAAACGCACAAAGGACAAACUCCGGCCGAAGCCGAGCUUCAUUACUUGGAAAACGGGAAAAAGCUCGCCAUGUAUGGCGUGGACCUUCAUUCUGCUAAAGACUCGGAAGGCGUGGACAUUAUGCUGGGAGUUUGUGCUUCCGGCCUGUUGGUUUAUCGCGACAGGUUGCGCAUCAACCGGUUUGCUUGGCCAAAAAUUCUGAAAAUCAGCUACAAGCGCCACAAUUUCUACAUCAAAAUACGUCCGGGUGAGUUCGAGCAGUUCGAGUCCACCAUUGGUUUCAAGCUGGCCAAUCAUCGGGCCGCGAAAAAGCUCUGGAAGACCUGCGUGGAACACCACACUUUCUUCAGGCUCAUGUCGCCAGAGGUGAAUCAGCGCAACUCACUAUUUCCUCGCUUGGGCUCUAAGUUUAGAUAUUCCGGUCGAACCCAUUACGAGACCAGAAAAACUCCAAUUGAGCGACCAGCGCCUCAAUUUGAACGAUCCCUCACUGGCAAGCGGCUCACUUCAAGAAGUAUGGAUCCGUUGAGCGGGGUGAUUCCUGAUGAUGAAUACAAUGAAGCGAACAAACGACACACAAUGUCUCAUCCUCCGGAUCAUAUUCCCGACGUGGACAAUCAGACUCCGGCUAAAGUGAAGUCACCGAAGGAACGAAAGGAAAAAGAGAAGCAUGGCCGAAAACUCAGUUGCGGUUCUGUGAGAUCCGGAAGCACCGCGAGCUCUGUGGAAGGAGAAUACGAUGCCGAUAAGUCCCAGAAGAAACCUAUCGGAGGUGUUGCUGUACUGCCGGCCGGAGGUCUGUUUGGCCAGAAGAAAAAGGACAAAGAAGAUCCGAGCAACAACUUGCAGAAUGGCGGAGAUCUGGAUCAGCUCAAUUCCAGCAAUGAGAGCGAGAGCACUCCCAAAGACAAGAGGGCCAAGAGCCCCGGCUUCCUAUUCGGCAACAAGCACAAGGACAAAUCCCCGAAAGAUAAGAAGGAGAAGGAAAAAGUGGCGGAAAAGGCGCAGGAGCCGACCGGCUCGCCGCAGCUCCCUGGCUACACCAAGGAGUAUGACUACGAAGCGGCCGAAAAUCAAGCAAGCCCCAGAAAACCGUACACUCAGGGCUUCAGCUACGAAAAUCAGCGGUCGCCUUCGAGCUCCAGAAGCGAUCCCGAAAGCCAACAAUCGCCGUCCACUAAAAGGGCGACGGCUACCGCCUUUAACUACGCUCCUGGUGAAAUUGAUAAGCUGAAGAAACAGGAUCCCAAGGCGGACAGUGCGGCCUUUAUAGCAGGUGAGCAGUAUGAGAAAGAGCCCAAUGCGCCAGCCAUUGCAGGAGCAGGCAAAACGCGCCCUAUUAAGCUGUUGGUUGUCACUGGGCCAAGAGACCCCAAAACCGGACGCAUUGAUUUAGAGCACGCUUCCUCUGAAGGCACCGUGGGCCAACAGAAUGUUAAUUCCGGCUUGAUUGACUGCAAAUAUGGUCUUAUCGACCCAUCAAACGGCACAGUAAUCAUCACGGAUCCAGUGCAAGGCCAAAAGGAAGUCGUCCAAGGCCACAUCGACCCGGUCACCAAGCAAAUCCUCAUCAUCUCGGGCUCAGUCAUUGAUCCGAAGACGGGCAAAAAAUCCGCAGCCCUGAGCCAGAUCAUAUCUAUCAAUGGCUCUGAUCCGCAAACUAGAAAUGCGCUCAACGGCGUGCCGAAGAAGCGCAUUGUCAAGGUAACUGUCACCACGGCAAAGAAGGACCCGAAGAGUGGGCGGAUUGAGGCCGAAAAGGGGCACGUUGAGACGUUGGACGCGAUUCUCGAUCCCAAGAGCGGGACCAUUGAAACCAAGUACGGCACAAUCGAGCCAGCAAGCAGGAGAAUCACCCACAGGGACCCGAAGAGUGGAAAACUGGAGUCGCGCCCCAUUAAAGUGGAUGACAGCCUCAAUCAGUUCGUGAUUGAAGAGGGAGUGGUUGAUCCUAAGACGAGCAAACCAGACCCAUCUCUGGGGCAAUUGAUCAAGGUGGGCGAUCAUGGGGACUCAGUGGUCCCGGUUACAGCCGUUACAGCCAAGAGAGACCCGCGAAGCGGCCAGCUGGACCCCACGCAGGCCCACAAAGAAACAACGAACGGGAAAAUCGAGGCUAAGAAAGCAGUUUUGGUCACCAAGUACGGCACUGUUGACGCGAAGCGCAGCACCAUCAGCUCCAAAGACCCGAAGAGCGGCAAACUGGAAGAGCAUCCAGUGCAGUUCGAUGCCAACGGCAACGUGAUUGUUCUAUCAGGAGUGGUAGAUCCGAAAUCGGGAUUGCGGGACGACAAUCUUAGUCAGAUUUUGCAAGUGGGCGAAGAGCUGGAUCCGGAAGUGGUGGUGACAUCUGUAGCCGGCAAGGUGGACAAGAAGGGGUUGGACCCCAAAACGCUCACGCCUGCCGAACAAUCAACCGGCCUGUACGAUCCGGCAACAAACAAGGUUUACACGAAAUAUGGCGUUUUCGAUCCCGUGCAGGAAACCUUGACCGUGACCGAUCCAAAAUCCAACAAAACCGAGCUAAAGCAAGGCCAGCGAGAUGCCGCCACUGGCGAAGUGCUGUUCCGAGGCUUACUCAACCCGAAAACCCACAAACUGGACAAUUCCUAUGGCAGGACAUUGAGAAUCGCCCUCAAAGAACCCCAAGCAGACCCCAGUGUGGCGGCGAAACGCCCAAUUCCAGUCGCUCCAGUCAAAAUCCCCCCGAAACCAUCCGCAGUUGUAGCAGCAGUUUCGCCCAAAGACAAGAACAAGGUGAUCAAGCUGUUGGUGAUAACAGCCAAACGAGACCCAAAGUCUGGAUAUUUGGACCUGGAAAACGGCCAUGUGGACCAGUCGGCUGGCAUUCUGCAUCCGUCUGGCGAAAUCGACUCAAAAUAUGGAUUAAUCGAUCCCCGCAAAGGCGCCGUUGUUAUCACCGAUCCGGCAACAGGAAAACAGGAGACCGUCCAAGGGCAAAUCGAUCCAGUUUCCGGCCAAAUCAUCCUGGCCAGUGGGCCGGUGAUUGAUCCGAAAACCGGCAAAAAAGACCCCAAUCUAGGCCAAGUUAUCACAGUGGUUGGAGACUAUGGCACUUCGACGGAGCCCAAAACCCCUGUGAAGUACGCGUUGCCGAGUCAUCCGGUUCCCAAGAAGAGGGUUAUUAAGAUUUUGGUGAUCACCAGCAAAAAGGACCCGAAAACCGGGAAAAUUGACACGGAAAAGGGCACAGUUGAAAAACUGACCGCCACAGUGGAGCCAGUGAGUGGCCUUAUUGAGUCAAAGUAUGGAAAAAUCGACCCGCAGAACUGCAAAGUGGUUCAAAAGGACAAGGCUGGCAAAACUACAGUCACUCCCAUUAAACUGGACGAAAACACCGGGCAAAUCUUCAUCAGCGACAACGUUGUGGACCCGAAAACUGGAAAAGUCGACUCCAAUCUCUCCCAAGUGAUCAACGUUGUCGAUCCGCAACAUCCGGCAGUGGUUAUCACCACUGUGACCGCAAAGAAAGAUGCUGCCGGUAAGAUCGACCUCAACCACUCCAGAACGGAGGUAACCAACGGGAAAAUUAUUCCCGAAACUGGGGAAAUCGUAACCAAGCAGGGCACCGUUAACUUGAAGCUGAUGCGAAUCUACACCCGCGACCCCAAGAGCAACAUCGUGCAAGACAGGCCCAUUAGUGUGGAUAAAGACGAUAACAUCAUUGUUUCAUCCGGAGUGGUGGACCCCAAGACCCAUAAAGCGGACCCCAAUAUGGUGCAGCUGAUCCAGAUUGGCCCUGAGGUCGAUCCGGAGAUCGAGAUCAGGACGUUCGUCGGCAAAGUCGACAGCAAAAAGAACACCAUCGAUUCCAAAAACGCCGUGCCGGAAUCGUCGCCUGGCCUGUACGAUCCGGAUAAAAACAAAAUUUACACGAAGUACGGCCAUCUGGAUCCAGUCAAUGAAACGCUCACCAUCAUUGAUCCGAAGACGGGCAAGUCCGAUACCAGAGUGGGGCACAUUGAGCCCAACACUGGCGAGCUGGUGUUCAAGGGAGGGUUUGUCAAUCCCAAAACAGGAAAGGUCGAUAAAGACCUUGGCCGGGCUGUAUCAGUGCAUAUUACUGAGCCGACCAUUGAUCCAGUUGCCUCUCAGCAACCGUCGGAAAAGGAGCUGCUGCAGCCAGCUGCAGAGCUCAAGCCGAAGUCGCCCCAAAGGCUGAUCACAUCGCAAAGUGUGGGCACCCCCAUCAAGGAGGUGGUGACGGGAGUUUUGCACCCCAUUGCCAAGAACCGCAUUGUGAAGAUCAUGGUGAUCACCGGCAGGAAGGACCCGAAAACUGGCACAGUCGAUACGGAGAAUGGAACGGUGGAACAUCUAACCGGAUACGUUGAUCCCGCCACUGGUUUCAUCGAAACCAAGUAUGGCCAAGUGGAUGCCACUACAGGCUCCCUAAUCUCCAACAAUCCCCUCACGGGCCAAAGGGGAAUAAUUCCCGGAAAAGUGGACGAAUCCACCGAGCAGAUAAUCAUCAAUGGGGGCCCGGUGGUGGACCCCCAAACUGGAAAACCGGACCCCAAUCUAGGACAGGUGUUUUCGGUGGUGGGGCUGAAACAAGCGCAAGAUCCGCGAGCCGCUCCCACUCCCAAGAAGCGCAUGAUCAAAAUCACGGUGAUCACCACGAGGAUCGAUCCGAAAACUGGCAAGGCCGAUCUGGAAAAGGGCCAGAUCGAACAGUCGACUGCUCUUCUCAACCCGGAGACUGGGAUUAUUGAGUCGAAGUAUGGGCUGAUCGAUCCGAAGAAUGGAAAAGUGAUCAUCAAUGAUCAGAAGACUGGGAAAGUCGAUGCCAGACUUGCCCAGAUCAAUGACGCCAAUGGGCAGAUCAUUCUGUCCUCCGGAGUGGUCGAUCCCAAGACCGGGAAAAUCGACAGCGGUCUGGGACAGAUUAUCAGCAUUGCCGGGCAAAAUGAUCCAGUCAUUGAAAUAACCACAAUCACCACCAAGGUGGAUCCGAAGACCGGAAGCAUUGACCUGAACAGCGGGCAAAUCGAGAACAGCAAGGGCAAAAAAGUGUCAGCUACUGGGGAAAUUGAAACGAAAUAUGGCGUGAUCAACUUGAAACUGCUGACGAUCACCAGCACAGACCCUCAAAGUGGUAAAACCGACGUGAGAGCUAUUCAAGUGGACUCUGAGGGAAAUAUUAUUGUCCCCACUGGGGUCAAAGACCCGAAAACCGACUCCGUCAACCCCCAGUUGGUGCAGGUGAUCAGGCUGGGCCCAGAAGUGGAUCCAGAAGUGCAAGUGUUGACUUUCGUGGGCAAAGUCGACCCAAAAAAGAACGUGAUCGACUCUAAAAAUGCUGUAGCUGAGGUCUCAAACGGCCUCUACAACCCGGCCACCAAUAGAAUCGACACCAAGUAUGGGCAAAUCGAUCCAGUGAACGCCACUCUCACUCACAUAGAUCCGAAGAGUGGCAAGCAUGAGGUCAAGCAGGGCGUGGUCGACCCCACAACCGGCCAGAUUCUAUUUAAAGGCAACUACACUAAUCCGAAGACGGGAAAACCGGACCCCAACUACGGAAGACUGGUGGGGAUUUUGAUCACUGACCCCAAAGUGAAUGAGAAAGGGGAGAUAGUGAAGCGCGACUCGAAGUCUGUGAGGAUCGACACCAAAUCCAACCAGAUCUGGGUCUUUGACUAUAAUGAUCCUGUUAGUAGGGAGGAUGUUUACACUAGUGGCAAUGUGGACCCGACCACCGGGUAUGUGACUGCUGUGUACGGUUAUAUUGAUCCGAAAACUGGAAACAUUCAGCGAAUGUCCAAAGUUGAUGAAAACACCGCGAAAGUCGUCCCGGAAACUAGUCAAAUCUUCACCAGGACCAAUCAAGUGGAUGAAACUGGAGCUCCGCUGUACUCGGCCUCUGAAAUUGAUCCAGCUUCUGGACAGAUUUACACCAAGUACGGUAAAAUUGAUCCUCGAACCGGCAAAAUGGUGAUUGUCCGAAUCUACUUGAUCACCCAAAACGACCCGACAGGCAAAGUGAAGGAGAUUGACCCGAAAGACUGUCAAUUCGACGAGAGAACUGGACGAAUCAUCAACGUGACCACUCAGACCGUUUACAUAUACAGUAUGGUCGAUCCGAAGACUGGCAAAAUUGUGCAGGUCGACAGCAACGAUCCUUUAGUGUUGAGUGCGAACACCAAAAUCACUCAAGUCCUCACUCUAUCUGGCGAAAUUGAUCCAGUUACCGGGAAGAUUCACACUGAGUGGGGUCACAUUGAUCCUCAAACUGGCGAUAUCGAUCCAGAGACUGCGCUCAGAGACCCCAUUACAGGGGAACUGAUCCUCAACUAUGCGCAGAUUGAUCCCAGCCACUUCACCGACCUCAAAGACUCGAAGGUGCGCGUCAAAACCUACCUCAAAGACGGCGAGGACGAAUCCAGUGAGGACGAUCUUCACGAGUACGCUUCAGAAAGUCUGAAGGAAUUGCCGAGCCUUAAUUUAUCCAAGGGGGCCAAGGGAGUUGCGGGCAGCGCCUCUACACCGGUCAUUGUUAAAACUACCACUAAGCAGAUUAUCACGAAGGACAAAGACGGCGUCACUCAGAACGUUGAGGAACGCGUUGCUGAUGGACGAACUGGCGAGAUAAAGGUGUCCACCCACGUGAACAAGGCCGAUACGCCACUGACAGAGGAUGGCACCUCGCCCUACAUAACAGCCCGCGCUGUCACCACCCGAACGGCAACAACGCACGAAGACUUGGGCACUAACGCCAAAACGCAGCAGCUCGAGGAGAAGACAGUGGCGCACUCUAUGACCAGCAGCGCCACCAGACAGGAGCAGCGAACGGUCACUCAGGAAGUUAAGACUACUAGUACUGUGGUGGGCGGCGAUCAGCUGGGCAGACGAGACAGCAUUAGCUCGACUAGUUCAGGUGAUUCAGGCACGCCCAUCGACCCCCCAGACGAUCCAAAUCACCCUUAUUAUAACAGCGAGAUCUACAAGGACGAUCUGCCGGGUGGCAUAGUGAAGACCGAAUCGGUGAUGUACAGUGGCGAUCCGACAGUGUUCCGCACCUCCACCACCAGCGUUCCGAUUGUGGCGACUGAGGCUCGAAAAGUGCAAUUAUCUUCCGACGACGGAAACUACACGAAAACGGGCGAAAUCGUCAGCACACAAACGAUCAGUUCGAAAACGAGAACAGUCGAAACUAUUACGUAUAAAACUGAACGCGAUGGAGUGGUUGAAACGAGGGUGGAACAGAAGAUUACCAUCCAAUCGGAUGGGGACCCGAUUGAUCAUGAUCGAGCCCUGGCCGAAGCGAUUCAAGAAGCCACUGCCAUGAAUCCCGAUAUGACGGUGGAAAAAAUCGAAAUCCAGCAACAAGCCGCGCAGCAGCAAUAGAUGGAUAUUUCUUAAGAUGUCCAAGACAAAACGAUUUUUCCGCAGCUUAAAAAAGCGUUUUCUGCAUAAAAAGCUAGCUUUUGUAUAUUAUGAAGAUUUUAAGAGUUUAUUAGUAGUUUUAAGUUUUUAAAGCAGUGGGAUGCACGAUCUCACGUCAUCACAAGCACCAUUAAAUCUCCUUUCCAUAAGCUUUCGAUGUAAGGUCAUACGUUGUUUAACCCAUUUGCAUUGGAGGAGUUUAUCGGUUUUUUAUGUAGACCCGUUUCGAAAACCAGUAAAAUUUGUGUUGUUUAGAACGGGAUUUUAUGUAUUAUUUAUUUAUUUUAUUCAUGUGUAAUUCAGCCAGAGGUGCUUUAAAUAUUUGUCGUAGAUAUUGAAUCUCACAAACGAAGAUAACAGGCAGGUAUGUGUUCAAAAUUUACAUCUCUAACUAUGCAUAAUAAUGGCAAACUAACUACAUUCCAGAUUCUUUCGAUUUAUUGUAUGAACUAAGCUUAACUGACAAACUGUAAGGAAACGUUUGGGACCCGAAAUCCUUCACUUAAGUCCGAUUGAUCGCGACAAUAAGUGUUUUAUGUACCAACACCUAACCUUUGAGAGUACCUAGUUUGAGGUAGUGCUGUGUUCAGAGUGUAGAAUUUAAAAAAAUAGAUAUUUAAGAGAGCAGUGUAUGUAUUUGACACUAAGUCUUUACCCAUGACAUUGAACGUAAUUAAGGGCCCAUUCUUUCGUUUUUUUACUUUCACUAAUGGCGAAAAUUUCACUGAAAACACUUUGGUUCAGGCGACUUUUUCACCGAUAGUGCUCGUCCUCGACAGCAACUUACUACCUUAACUAUUUUAAGAUUAGCUUUUGUGUACUAAUAACUUAAGUAUUUACUCUUUUUAUAUUAUAUACAAUAUUUUCACGGUAUUAUAAUUGCGUUUUCCUGCCACCCAACUAGCCACAGUAUUAAUGUAACGUAAUUAUGUAUAUUUACAAGCAUUGUAAAUAUUUAGAGUGAGUGCAGCUAAUUGGGAGGCAGCAAAACGUUGCUUUUUCAUUUACGCCGGCUAUAUCUAUAUUAUAGUUGUUUCCUUCUAAAGAUUUGUUUUGAAUAAAAUCAUUUAAUAAACGUAUGUUUAAAAUA
Molecule: messenger RNA, 9667 nt
Organism: Dendroctonus ponderosae (mountain pine beetle)
Lineage: Eukaryota; Metazoa; Arthropoda; Insecta; Coleoptera; Curculionidae
Product: protein 4.1 homolog
Exons: 18
Coding region: 601-8538 (2645 amino acids)
Cellular component (GO): cytoskeleton; plasma membrane
Molecular function (GO): structural molecule activity; actin binding
Source: RefSeq, a predicted model, not a curated record